Molecule: messenger RNA, 1209 nt
Organism: Gekko japonicus
Lineage: Eukaryota; Metazoa; Chordata; Lepidosauria; Squamata; Gekkonidae
Gene: FAXC
Product: failed axon connections homolog
Exons: 6
Coding region: 1-1209 (402 amino acids)
Cellular component (GO): cytoplasm
Source: RefSeq, a predicted model, not a curated record
AUGCACUGGGGGGUUGGCUUCGCCUCGUCCAGGUCGUGUGUGGUGGAUCUGAGCCGGAAUCAAAGCCUCUGGUGCGCGGGGUCCGACGAUCACUUUUCCUUUUAUGGGGAGAUCAUCGCUUUCCCUCUGCAGGAUUACGGCGGGAUCAUGACAGGGCUGGGAUCUGAUUCGUGGUGGAAAAAAACCCUGUAUUUGACGGGGGGAGCCCUGCUGGCAGCCGCUGCGUAUCUGCUCCAUGAACUCCUGGCCAUUAGGAAAGAACAAGAGGUUGAUUCGAAAGAUGCUAUCAUACUGCAUCAAUUUUCAAGGCCAAACAACGGUAUUCCCAGCUUAUCUCCUUUCUGUUUGAAAAUGGAGACUUACUUAAGGAUGGCUGAUUUACCUUACCAGAACUAUUUUGAUGGAAAACUUUCUCCUCAAGGGAAAAUGCCAUGGAUUGAAUACAAUCGUAAAAAAGUAUCUGGCACAGAGUUUAUUAUUGAUUUUUUGGAAGAUAAGCUUGGAGUGAAUUUAAACAAACACCUUGACCCACAUGAAAGAGCAGUUUCUAGAGCAGUAACAAAGAUGGUAGAGGAGCACUUUUACUGGACCUUAGCAUAUUGCCAAUGGGUGGACAAUCUCCAUGAGACCCAGAAGAUGCUGUCUCUUACUGGCCCCUUCAGUGACUUAUUGAAGUGGAUUCUCUGCCAUAUAACGAAAGGGAUUGUGAAGCGGGAAAUGUACGGCCAUGGUAUUGGCCGCUUCUCCGAGGAAGAGAUAUACAAGCUGAUGGAGAAAGACAUGCGCUCCUUAGCAGGUCUUCUGGGUGACAAAAAGUACAUCAUGGGACCCAAGCUUUCUACCUUAGAUGCCACAGUCUUUGGUCAUCUGGCACAGGCAAUGUGGACAUUACCAGGAACCAGGCCUGAGAGGCUCAUUAAAGGAGAAUUGAUUAACCUUGCUAUGUACUGCGAGAGAAUAAGGAGGAAAUUCUGGCCGGAGUGGCAUCAUGACGAUGACAACACUCUGUAUGAGUCAGAAGAAAGUAGCGAAGCAAGCAAGACUAAUCUCUUACAGGACUUCAGUUUUUAUUCAAGGACAGAAACAUUUGAAGAUGAAGGAGCCGAAAAUAGUUUUUCCCGAACGCCUGACACUGAUUACACUGGACAUUCCCUCUUUGAUUCAGACGUGGAGAUGGAUGACUGCACAGAUCAUGAACAAUGCAAGUGA